AUGAUAAGUAUGGACGGGUGUGGCGCGCUGGGCGGCGUCGAGCGAGUAAGCUGCAAAACAACUGUAAAAAAAAAGAGAGGAGCGCUUACGGUCCGUGCGCCAUCAAGCAUCACGGGUUGUGAGGCCUCUUCUUAUUGCGCCUUGACGUGUCUGCCCCCCAUUUUUCGUUCCUUGUUAUUUGUUCCCUUCCACCACACUCGCUACUUCUGGUCGUUUUUCGCAACGCCUUUUCUGCUUCCCUACCCGCCCUAUUCGUUCGAUAUCGACAUGAUGAAACGCUCGAUGGACCCUGCUGGCGGCCCUGACUCGAAAAAAGCACGUUGGUCACCCACUUCGGGCUCCCCCCGCGAUGCCUAUGCCAACUACGGAUACGGAAACCAGGCCCAGCAGUCGCAGGCCCCACUCUACUCUACCCCGCCCCAGCUGUCCAUCAACACCAAUACGAAUGGCGGUCAAAUGAGCCCCAACUCUCUGGCUUCCUUCCAGCAGCAGCAGCAGCAACAACAACAGCAGCAGCAAGCUGCCGCGCAACAGCAACAAGCCCAGCAGAGUCCGAUAGCUGGCUCGCCAUACGCCCAAUUUAACCCUUACAACAUGUUGGCGAUGGGCCAGUUCCCCUACCCGCAACAGAACUUCCAGCAGCAAAGUCCAGGCGGUUUUUCGCCCCAGCGUCUUCCCACUCUCAACAUUCCGGCUGCUCAAGCAGUCUACAACCCUGCUGCCCUCUCCGGCCUUCUUUCGGCCACUUCCCCAUCGCCAGGCCGCACCGUUUACAUCGGAAAUUUGCCCCCUUCAGCCUCCGUUGACGAGCUUCUAAACCUCGUCCACUUUGGACCCCUUGAAUCGAUUCGUGUUCUUCCGGAAAAGUCUUGCGUCUUCCUCUCAUUCCUCGACGCCCCGACUGCUGCAGCGUUUUUCGCUGAUGCCACCCUCCGCAAGCUCACCCUUCACACUCAGGAGCUCAAGAUCGGCUGGGGUAAACCGUCACCGGUGCCUGCCCAGGUAAUGCAAGCCAUCGCCCAAAGCGGUGCCUCGCGAAACGUCUACCUCGGUGGUUUGGACGAAAACAUGACGGAGGAGCAGCUCCGCGACGAGUUGAGCAAGUUUGGGCUCAUCGACCAAGUCAAGAUUGUCCGCGACAAGAAUAUCGGAUUCGUCCACUUCCUCAGUAUCAGCAUCGCCACCAAGGUCGUCAAUACGCUUCCUACGGAUCCGGCAUGGGCGGGAAAACGCGUUAACUAUGGUAAAGACCGCUGCGCUUAUGUUCCCAAGUCCCAACAAGCUGCCGCCCACCAGGCCCAAGCUGCCGCGGCCCAAUCGCUCCUCCAAUCGGCUGGCGCGUUUGCUAGCCCAAUUGCGACUAUGAAUCCGAACAGCUUUGCCAGCCCGAUUGCGACGACGAACCCGAAUAGCUUUGCGAACGGCUAUGCGAGCCAGCCGGCUAGUGCCCAUCCGGGCGGAGCGGGAGCAGGGGCCAAUCCAUUCACUGGUGGCAAUCCUGCAACUGCUGGACCCAGCAGCGCGCAUCCUGGAAGUGCGGGGUCGACUAACCCGAUUCUGACUGGACAGAUCCCAACGGGCAACGGUCAACUCGCGUCGCCUGCUACUGGGUAUGGUUACAACCCCUCGCCGUUUGGCCAAGAUGCGCUCAGUGCGAUGAUGGGCAUGGGUAUGUUGGGUGGGAUGAUGAGCCCGAUGAGCCCCGGUGGACUGGGUAUGCUGGGUGGUAUGGCUGGCCUUCCUGGUCUGGGCAUGGCUGCCGGCAAUCGCACUGUCUAUCUCGGAAACAUUCAUCCCGAGACUUCUACGGAGGACCUUUGCAAUGCGAUUCGCGGUGGUGUUCUCCAGAGCAUUCGUUAUAUGGCGGACAAGCAUAUUGCUUUUAUAACAUUCAUCGACCCAGCUGCAGCGUUUACUUUCUUCCAAGUUUCUUCGUACCAGGGUUUGACGCUCAACAACCGUCGCCUCAAGAUUGGUUGGGGCAAGAACUCUGGCCCGUUGCCGCCGACAUUGGCGCUUGCCGUGCAUGCUGGUGCGACGCGCAACGUUUAUAUUGGAAACGUGGAGGAUUUCGAAGUUUUCAACGAGGAGCGUUUGAAGGCAGACUUUGGCGAGUUUGGGGACAUUGAGCUCGUCAACUUUUUGAAGGAGAAGAACUGUGCGUUCGUCAACUUCACCAACAUUUCCAACGCAAUCAAGGCUAUCGACGCUAUCAAGACGCGCCCUGAAUAUGCCAAUUUGCGUAUUGCCCAUGGGAAAGACCGUUGUGCCAAUCCCCCGCGGUCAGGGCCACAAGGAGGAGGACGUCGCGCUGCUAGUGGUGCCGGCCCCGCGGCUGGCGAGCCUGUCAGUGCUAUUGAGCCAGAGGGGGAGGUCGACUUUGAGGCUGCUGCUGCCGCUGCUCACGCAGAGUUGGAGGCAGAGCACAAAGAGGAUGGAGCGGCUGAGGUUGCGUCGUAA
Molecule: messenger RNA, 2460 nt
Organism: Mycena indigotica
Lineage: Eukaryota; Fungi; Basidiomycota; Agaricomycetes; Agaricales; Mycenaceae
Exons: 10
Coding region: 1-2460 (819 amino acids)
Biological process (GO): mRNA splicing, via spliceosome
Cellular component (GO): cytoplasmic stress granule
Molecular function (GO): mRNA binding
Source: RefSeq, a predicted model, not a curated record